AAGAAAUUGCUGACUAUAAUAAAAAAAAAUCUUCAACCUUUCAAAAGAAUAAUGGGGAAUUUGUGGAGGACCACAACUGCAGCAUGGUUUUUGUGCAAAUCUAAGUUAGAUUCAAUUAUGACUCUAUUAGCCUUAGAUAAUUGAGCAGUAUUUUAGCACUGUUGAUGAGUAUCUUAGAUUAUAGAUUGUUUCAGCUGUCCAUCAAAUACCUGUUCUGGCUUCAUAACUCAAUGUAGUAUUAUUUCUGCCAGCAGGUUUGGGAGUGUCUGAGUAUUUUAAAGAAUCAAAAUGCCUUUUGAAAACAAUGUAUUAAAGUCGACCUUUGAGGGCUGUACAUGGGAAGCCUCCCUACAACAGCGGUGUCCCUUCUCUGAGUGGCCUUCCUUAGUCUUCCCUUAGGUGACCAUGGUUGUUCUCUAUGCCCAUGAGGUGCCACACACCUCCUGCAUUGCAAAACGGUGUCUAGUUAUCAUAGCCUUGGCCUCUUGGUUUGUCAGCCUGCUCGCCACAUCCCAAGCACCUCUAGACUGCAGCAAUGGUGGAUUUUCAUUGGCACACUCCCCUCACCCCGGCCCUAACGCCUGCAGCUGCAUGGGAGUCUGUGGGAGUGACCUGCACCUCCGUGGAGAGGCAGAGGGGCAAUUUGAAUCUGCGUGUGUGUCCCAAACUGUCUAGGGUUGGGGAUUCAGUUGACAGAGGGAUCGCUACCUGGUGCUGGCCAUUCUUUGGAUGAUUCUUGGUUUUAGGGCAACCAGAGGCUCUGGGGGCAGGCCUAAGGAACUGCAAAGCGAGAAUCAGAAAGGGAAGGGGAAGCCUGCAAGUGAGCUGUAGCUUUCGGCGUUCUUCUUCCCUCCUAGACGCGCGGGAGAAAGACACUUGGCUCUGUUUUUGCUGCCCCCGGUACCCGGCUGCGCGCUGCCUGUGUGGAGCUUCAGGUCGCGGUGGCUCAAACUCCCCGGCUGAGCCGCACCGAGAUGUGGCAACUCUUCUUGCUCCACCUUCUCAGGAAGAGAUUCUGUCUAGUACUUCAGGAAAAGUCGCUGAUCCCAUUUAUCAUGGCCAACUGGCAGGUUUCAAUAGAACCAUUUUUGAAACCUGCAGUAUUUACAGGAACAAGACUGGGCUGCUCCGUGGAGGCUAGGGCGAUUUCAGUCUUUGAGUUAAUGGAUACAUAAUUGAGGAACAACGUGGAAUUACUGUCAUCGUAAGGAUCUAGUGCCUUGAGUUAAUUUCACCCGGUUUUGUUCCAACAGCAGCAGAGUAGUCAUGUUGCAUAGAAGCUGCCACCAAAAAGAUUUCUUUUUCCAGCAUUUUAGAAAUAAAGUUCAAGUGAUUGGCCCUUACAAGUUGCAAGAGCGGUUUCACGCCUCGGCUUUUUAAAAAGGUAUCAUGUUAUUCCUUGUUUUGCUUCUAGGAAGCAGAGGGUUGAGGAAAUAACUUGGGCGGGUGCAUUAAUACAGACGAAAAAGACACAGACGCCCUCCCUUGAGACCUGAGCGCUCCGCACUCUUCCCGAAGGUGCCAAUCAAGCGUCUCGUUCCCUCGGACGCUCCUGGUCCGAGCGCCUUCUGCAGUGGGUCUCUGGCGCCUUCCUAGAUGUGUUGGAACAAUCUGGCGGGGUCAGGGGCCGACGGGACAGCGCGGAAAGAGCAGGCAAGAGAAGAGGGCCGGAUUGCGCCUGGUUCCUCAGUGCCAGGGACACCGUCGCAGAGGCGCGGUCAGCUUCCCGUGGAUAAGACUUCCCGCCCCCGGGGCAGGGCGGUGCGCCUCCAGACCCGUCUUCUCCCCAGUUUCGGGUGGCCCCCAGAGCUGAGUAAGCCUGGUGGAGGGAGCCGGCGAGGAUUUCCUGAGCGCGAUGGGCAGCAAGGGCGCGGGCAGGAGGGCAUGGAGCGAGGACCCUGAACCUGCCCAGCCCCAGCUCUGGAGCCCACACCGCCAGCGCCUCCGCACGCGCUCUCAGCUGCCGCCACCCGCCCUCGCCGGCCCCCGCCCCCCUCCAGGGCCAAGGGAAGCGAGCCGGGGAGGAAGAAGAGGGUCCGCUGGAGGCUCGGAGCGCGAGCGACCGGACACUCGUGGCGACUCCUCCCCGGCGGCGGCUGCUCGGAGCGGGCUCCGGGGCUCAAGCGCAGCGGCCAGUGGGCGCCGGGCGGCCAGGAUUACCCCGGGGAAGAGGUCAGCUCCCGGCUGGAGCGGCGGAGAAGGGCUCUCGCCCAGCUAGCUGGAGUGCAAGCGGACCAGCGCGGGCGGCUGGGUGAUCGGCCUCGGGGAGCGCGGGCACCGGGCCAGCAGGCCGCGUCGCGCUCACCAUGGUCAGCUGCUGGGACUCCGUGGUCCUGCGGUCCGCGCUGCUCGGAUGCCUGCUUCUCACAGGAUGUAGUUCAGGUUCAAAGUUAAAAGGUCCUGAACUGAGUUUAAAAGGCACCCAGCACGUCAUGCAAGCAGGCCAGACUCUGUUUCUUAAGUGCAGAGGGGAAACAGCCCACUCAUGGUCUUUGCCUACAACAGUGAGUAAGGAGAGCAAAAGACUGAGCAUCACUAAAUCUACCUGUGGGAGAAAUGACAGACAAUUCUGCAGCACUUUGACCUUGAACAUGGUGCAGGCAAACCACACUGGCCUCUACACCUGCAGAUACCUAUCUAAAUCUACUUCAAAGAAGAAGAAAACAGAAUCUUCCAUCUAUAUAUUUAUUAGUGAUGCAGGUAGACCUUUCAUAGAGAUGUACAAUGACAUACCUAAGGUUGUGUAUAUGACGGAAGGAAGGGAGCUUGUCAUUCCCUGCCGGGUCACCUCACCCAACAUCACGGUCACUCUGAAAAAGUUUCCAUUUGAUACUGUGAUCCCUGAUGGAGAAAGGAUAAUUUGGGACAGUAGGAAGGGCUUUAUAAUAUCAAAUGCAACAUACAAAGAAAUAGGGCUGCUGAGCUGUGAAGCAACAGUCAAUGGGCACGUGUACCAGACGAAUUACUUGACUCAUCGGCAAGCCAACACAAUCCUAGAUGUCCAAAUAAGCUCUCCAAACCCUGUGAGGUUGUUCCGUGGUCGCACUCUUGUCCUCAACUGCACCGUCACCACUGCCCUGAACACGAGGGUGCAGAUGAACUGGGAUUAUCCUGGUAAGGCAGCUAAGCGAGCAUCUGUAAGGCAGCGGAUUAGCCAGAGAAAUUCCCACACCAACGUGUUCUACAGCAUUCUCACCAUUAACAACGUGCAGAGCCGAGACAAAGGGCUCUACACUUGUCAUGUGAAGAGUGGGCCAUCAUUCAGAUCUUCCAACACCUCAGUGCACAUAUAUGAAAAAGGAUUCAUCACUGUGAAACAUCAGAAACAGCAGGUGCACGAAACCAUAGCAGGAAAGCGGUCCUACCGGCUGUCCAUGAAAGUGAAGGCCUUCCCCUCGCCAGAAGUUGUAUGGUUAAAAGAUGGGUCACCUGCAACACAGAAAUCUGCUCGCUAUUCAGUUCGUGGCUAUUCGUUAAUUAUCAAAGAUGUAACUAUAGAGGACGCAGGAGAUUAUACAAUCUUGCUGGGCAUAAAACAGUCAAAACUGUUUAAAAACCUCACUGCUACUCUGAUUGUAAAUGUAAAACCUCAGAUUUAUGAAAAGUCUGUGUCAUUUCCAAACCCAACUCUUUACCCGCUGGGCAGCAGACAAGUCCUGACCUGCACCGUGUAUGGGAUCCCUCAGCCUACGGUCCAGUGGCUCUGGAGCCCCUGUCAUCACAAUCACUCUAAAGCAAGGUAUGACCUUUGUUCCAAUAAUGAAGAAUCCUUUAUCUUGAAUCCUGACAGCAACAUAGGAAACAGAAUUGAGAGCAUCACUGAGCGCACAGCAGUAAUAGAAGGAACAAAUAAGACGGCUAGCACCUUGGUUGUGGCUGACUCUAGAACUUCUGGAAUCUACAGUUGCAAGGCUUUUAAUAAAAUAGGAAUUGUGGAAAGAAACAUAAGCUUUUAUGUCACAGACGUGCCCAAUGGGUUUCAUGUUACCUUGGAAAAGAUGCCUACUGAAGGAGAGGACCUGACACUGUCCUGCACAGUCAACAAGCUCCUGUACAAGGACGUUAUUUGGAUUCUGCUGCGGAAAGUAAACAACAGAACAAUCCACCACAGCAUGAGCAAGCAAAAAAUGGCUAUCAUUAAAGAGUACUCCAUCACCCUGAACCUUGUCAUCAAGAAUGUGUCUUUGGAGGAUUCGGGCACCUAUGCCUGCAGAGCCAGGAACAUAUACACAGGGGAAGAAAUCCUUCAGAAGACAGAAGUUAUCAUUAGAGAUCAGGAAGCGCCACACCUGCUGCAGAACCUCAGUGACCACACAGUGUCCAUCAGUGGCUCCACCACCUUGGACUGUCAAGCUACUGGUGUCCCAGAGCCUCAGAUCACUUGGUUCAAAAACAACCACAAAAUACAACAAGAACCUGGAAUUAUUUUAGGACCAGGAAACAACACACUGUUUAUUGAAAGAGUCGCAGAAGAGGAUGAAGGUGUCUACCGGUGCAGAGCUACCAACCAGAAGGGGGCUGUGGAAAGCUCAGCCUACCUCACCGUACAAGGAACCUCAGACAAGUCGAACCUGGAGCUGAUCACUCUCACAUGUACCUGUGUGGCUGCAACCCUCUUCUGGCUCCUAUUAACUCUCUUCAUCCGAAAAUUGAAAAGGUCCUCUUCUGAAAUAAAGACAGACUACCUAUCGAUUAUAAUGGACCCAGAUGAAGUUCCCCUGGAUGAGCAGUGUGAACGGCUCCCCUAUGAUGCCAGCAAGUGGGAGUUUGCGCGGGAGAGACUUAAACUAGGCAAAUCGCUUGGGAGAGGGGCUUUUGGGAAAGUAGUUCAAGCAUCUGCAUUUGGCAUUAAGAAAUCGCCCACCUGCCGGACUGUGGCUGUGAAAAUGCUGAAAGAGGGGGCCACAGCCAACGAGUACAAAGCUCUGAUGACUGAGCUCAAGAUCUUGACUCACAUUGGCCACCAUCUGAAUGUGGUUAACUUGCUGGGAGCCUGUACCAAGCAAGGAGGGCCUCUGAUGGUGAUUGUUGAAUACUGCAAAUAUGGAAAUCUUUCCAACUACCUCAAGAGCAAACGUGAUUUAUUCUUUCUCAACAAGGAUGCAGCAUUACAUAUGGAGUCCAAGAAAGAAAACCUGGAGCCAGGCCUAGAGCAGGACAAGAAACCCAGACUAGACAGUGUCACCAGCAGUGAGAGCUUUGCAAGCUCUGGGUUUCAGGAAGAUAAAAGUGUAAGCGAUGCUGAAGAAGAGGAGGAUUCUGAUGAGUUCUACAAGCAGCCUCUCACCAUGGAAGAUCUGAUCUCCUACAGUUUUCAAGUGGCCAGAGGCAUGGAGUUUUUGUCUUCCAGGAAGUGCAUUCAUCGAGACCUGGCAGCUCGAAACAUUCUUUUAUCUGAGAACAAUGUGGUGAAGAUUUGUGAUUUUGGUCUGGCCCGGGAUAUUUAUAAGAACCCCGAUUAUGUGAGAAAAGGAGAUACUCGACUUCCUCUAAAAUGGAUGGCUCCUGAAUCCAUCUUCGACAAGAUCUAUAGCACUAAGAGCGAUGUGUGGUCUUAUGGAGUGUUGCUGUGGGAAAUCUUCUCCCUAGGAGGGUCGCCAUACCCAGGAGUGCAGAUGGAUGAGGACUUCUGCAGUCGCCUGAAGGAAGGCAUGAGGAUGCGGGCCCCUGAGUACGCAUCGCCUGAAAUCUACCAGAUCAUGUUGGAUUGCUGGCACAAAGACCCUAAAGAAAGGCCGAGGUUUGCAGAACUUGUAGAGAAACUAGGUGACUUGCUUCAAGCCAAUGUCCAACAGGAUGGUAAAGACUACAUCCCACUCAAUGCCAUACUAACAAGAAACAGUGGGUUUACUUACUCAACUCCUACUUUCUCUGAGGACUUUUUCAAGGAUGGUGUUACUGCUUCAAAGUUUAAUUCUGGGAGUUCUGAUGAUGUGAGAUACGUAAAUGCUUUCAAAUUCAUGAGCCUGGAAAGAAUCAAAACCUUUGAAGAACUUUCACCAAAUGCCACUUCCAUGUUUGAUGAUUAUCAGUUGGACAGGAGCACACUGCUGGCCUCCCCCUUCCUGAAGCGAUUUACUUGGACCGAGAGCAAGCCCAAGGCCUCAAAGAUUGACUUGAGAAUAACGAGUAAAAGUAAGGAGUCGGGGCUUUCUGACGUCAGCAGGCCCAGCUUCUGCUUCUCCAGCUGUGGCCACAUCAGACCUGUGCACGACUCAGAGCUGGAGAAGGAUUCCUGCUGCUCUCCACCCCCAGACUACAACUCAGUGGUGUUAUACUCCUCCCCACUUGCCUAAUGCUUCACACUGCCUUCCUUCCAGAAGCACCCCAGAAAACUAGCUUCUGACAGUAUUAUACAUAUAUGAGUUUACACUUAUCUCUUUCCACAGGAGCCAGCUGCUUUUAGUGACUUUUAAUAGUGCCUAUUUUUUUUUUUUUUUUUUUUUUUUUU
This is a messenger RNA of Nannospalax galili (Upper Galilee mountains blind mole rat), 6451 nucleotides long. RefSeq names its product fms related tyrosine kinase 1 (gene Flt1). Gene Ontology annotation, biological process: protein phosphorylation; cell migration; vascular endothelial growth factor receptor signaling pathway. The record is from RefSeq and is a predicted model, not a curated record. Gene Ontology annotation, molecular function: ATP binding; vascular endothelial growth factor receptor activity. Lineage: Eukaryota; Metazoa; Chordata; Mammalia; Rodentia; Spalacidae. Bases 2307 to 6296 code for a protein of 1329 amino acids. Gene Ontology annotation, cellular component: plasma membrane; signaling receptor complex. The transcript is spliced from 31 exons.